This is a messenger RNA of Meira miltonrushii, 955 nucleotides long. RefSeq lists its product as uncharacterized. Gene Ontology annotation, cellular component: fungal-type cell wall. Gene Ontology annotation, biological process: fungal-type cell wall polysaccharide metabolic process. Lineage: Eukaryota; Fungi; Basidiomycota; Exobasidiomycetes; Exobasidiales; Brachybasidiaceae. The transcript has 4 exons. The record is from RefSeq and is a predicted model, not a curated record. The coding region runs from base 72 to 860 and encodes 262 amino acids.
AAAAGGAUCAAAUGAAGCGACAUCGUGAAAAACCAUAAUCAGAGCUUAUCCUCACCCAAUCUUAUCUCAUCAUGAAGUCACAAUUCACUUGCAUUGCUUUUGCUGCUAUUCUCAUUUCUCAAGUUGCUGCCGUAUCAAAGCGCGGUAUCGCAUGGCCAUACUUUGAGAAGUACGACGUCAGCACAUUUUACGCAAAUGGCAAAGUUGGCUGGGUAUAUGAUUAUGAAAAAUACAAACCAACCGGAGGACCAGUACCAAAUGGCAUGGAAUUUGAUGUUAUGCAACGUGUAGAUGAUAGCAGCAUUGGACAAUUAGCAAGCGCUGCAGCCCAAAACGGUCCUUAUGUUUUAGGUUUCAACGAGCCCGAUAACGCUGGUCAAGCAAAUUUGUCACCUCAGCAAGCAGCAAGCCUCUGGAAACAAUACUUUGAACCUUUACGUUCGCAAGGUAAAAAGUUGGUUGCUCCUGCUAUUACUUCUUCCAGUAAUCAGGGCCAAGGCUUGAGUUGGUUGGACGAAUUCGUUGCAGCUUGUUCAGGCUGCCAUUUUGAUGCAUAUGCAUUCCAUCCGUAUGCUUCAAACGCUGACGCCGUUCAAGGUUCGGUUAACUACUUUGUAAACUAUAAGAAUGGAGCCUAUACUCCUGCAUGGAUCACUGAAUUUGGUCGUUCACCAGAUACUGUUUCAAAUGCAGGCGGCGCUCAAUUCAUUCAGUCGGUGAUCAAUUACCUCGAUAGCGAGCCCCGUGUACAGCGUUAUGCCUACCUUGCACGUUUUGAUCCAAACAGUGUCAACGUGCAACGUGAUUUACAAAACGCCGAUGGCUCAAAAACCGCUUUAGGCAACGUUUAUGUCAGUUAAUUCGUGCAAUUGUUGAAGAAAUUCCUGUCAAACUUUAUAACUUCUUAGUCCCCGUUUCCUUCUUGCGUAACGUAGGAUUUUUAUUUCAUAUUUCA